This is a messenger RNA of Magallana angulata, 2339 nucleotides long. Its product is annotated as phospholipase B-like 1. The record is from RefSeq and is a predicted model, not a curated record. Gene Ontology annotation, cellular component: extracellular region. Lineage: Eukaryota; Metazoa; Mollusca; Bivalvia; Ostreida; Ostreidae. Gene Ontology annotation, molecular function: glycerophospholipase activity. Gene Ontology annotation, biological process: phospholipid catabolic process. The coding region runs from base 34 to 1641 and encodes 535 amino acids. The transcript has 10 exons.
UGUUACACCAACCCUACUUUCACAUUUAAGAAAAUGAUUGAAAGAAGUUUAAGAGUUUUGCUUUUAUUACAAUUUCUUUACUUUGCCACAGGUGAAUACAAUUAUGGAACCGUAACAUGUAAAAAUCAAGCAUGUAAAUAUAAGCCAAAUGUUUUGGACUUUAAGGCGACAGCAUGCGGCACUUACAAUGACACGCUGACACAGACAGGGUGGGGGAUCCUGGACAUUGUGGGUGGACAGGGAGAUGAUGCUGACCUAGAUGUUAUGUAUGGUGCAGGCUAUCUGGAAGGAGUUUUCACUGCAGAGAGAAUUUGGCAACAUUACCAAAAUGUCCAGGAUUUUUUCUUUAGAAAAAGGGAUGCAGAUAUAUUGAAGAAACUUAAGAUUUGGUUUGAUCAACAGAACUCUUGGAUGAGAAAUAUGAUCAUAAAAAAUAAAAGUGAUCCAAUGUGGCGACAUGUGGGACUUAUCAUGGCCCAGUUUGAUGGUCUUGUAGCGGGCUAUAAGUCUGUAGCAAAAAUGGAUCUGGAUGUAUUUGCUUUCCAAGUCCUGAAUGGUGUAGGAGACCUGCUUGACUUGCUCAGCGUGAUUGACCCAGCCUCGAGUGCAGACUGGACUCAAAUGACUCACAGCCAAGUACUGUCAUAUGUACAGGACAGAGGCAUGUGCUCAGCGCUCAUCAAGGUGCUUGGUGCUUAUGAAGAUGUUUUUAUGUCCCACUCAAGCUGGUUUGUGUAUCAAGCCACUAUGAGAAUUUACAAGCAUUACAACUUUAAUGUCAGUGAUCCGGCAACCUCAUCAAAACGAAUCUCAUUCUCAAGCUAUCCGGGAUUUUUGGAGUCCUUGGAUGAUUUUUAUCAGAUGAGCAGUAACAUGGUUAUGCUGCAGACUACAAACAACGUCUUCAACAAAAAGCUGUACAACUUUGUCAAGCCGCAGUCGCUGUUUGCCUGGCAGCGUGUUCGUGUGGCCAACAUGAUGGCUAAUGGAGGAGAGGAAUGGUCCAAGAUCAUGACUAGAUAUAACUCAGGAACCUAUAACAACCAGUAUAUGGUAAUUGAUCUGAAGAAAAUUCAUCUGAAAUCAGCCAUUGAGGAUGGUGCAUUAUGGGUAGUUGAACAGAUUCCUUCCCUUGUAGAGGCUGGUGAUAUGACUCCCAUUCUAAGAACAGGCUACUGGCCUUCAUAUAAUGUCCCUUACUUUGAAAAAGUCUACAACAUGAGUGGUUACCCUGAGGUAGUAGCCAAGAUGGGGACAGAUUUCUCCUACCAACUCGCACCGAGGGCCAAGAUUUUUCGACGUGACGAGGGCAAAGUAGUGGAUCUUGACACCAUGAAGCACAUCAUGAGAUAUAAUGAUUUCAAGAACGAUCCAUAUUCUGAGGGAAAUUCCUGUAACACCAUCUGUUGCCGUGGAGAUCUAAGAGAUGCCGACCCCAAACCAAGUGGUUGCUAUGACACCAAGGUCUCUGACUACAAAAUGGCAUUAAACUUUGAAGCGGACAUUAUUAAUGGCCCAACUCGUGGAACAGGAUUACCUCCCUUCUCUUGGACAUCCGAAUUCAACCAAACCCACAUGGGCUUACCGACAACUUAUAAUUUCGACUUUUUGAGAACAUCUCCUAAAUUCAAAACACCUUGAAAGGGACAGCAAGCCGCAAAGAGAAAUUUUAAGCAUUCCGCAUGAAUAUAUCAAAUUAAUUCUGCAAUGAUGAUUUUAAACAAGCACGUUUUGUUAAUCCUUUUAAGGAAAUCAAUCGUCUUCAGUGUGGCCUUCAAUCAUUGGUGCAUGUUUUGAAAUCAGUAUAGUGCCUGUUAAUUGAUGCCCUUGUAAACUGCUUUGUUUAUAUGCUGUUGAUAUCAAUAACGGACAUGUACUCAUACGGUUUACUUGUACAUACAGUGUAUGUUGAUUCCAAUAAUUGUUCUUUGUGAAUUACCGGUAUUGCCACUUACCUCAGAACUGAAGUGACACGAAUCAGAAUAUCAGAUGAUUAUAACCACUCACCAAACUCAAAACUACGUAAUUCUUUUAACAAAUGAAAUAAUUCAACUCGUUCUAAUAGUGAAAUGAUAUGUGGUUUCUUUAAGUCAAUUGAAAUGACUUCUUAAUUAUAAGUAUUUGCUCUUGCACAAAACAAACCUAUAUCUUUUGUAAAAAAUACCCUAAUAUACGGUAUAGAUGCCUUUAUAACAUACUUUACAAUACCCACCGAUAUUGCAAAACAGAGGCAUUUUUCCUUAAGUGCGUGAGAGAGAAAAAUUGAGCAAAUGGUUGACAAUUAAUACUUUUCUAUUUGUCUGUGAUAUAUUUUUUGGAAAUUAAAGCCUAAUAAUGAA